Messenger RNA from Musca vetustissima, 4050 nucleotides. RefSeq names its product phosphoribosylformylglycinamidine synthase (gene Pfas). Bases 1 to 4050 code for a protein of 1349 amino acids. The record is from RefSeq and is a predicted model, not a curated record. Gene Ontology annotation, molecular function: phosphoribosylformylglycinamidine synthase activity. The transcript has 6 exons. Lineage: Eukaryota; Metazoa; Arthropoda; Insecta; Diptera; Muscidae. Gene Ontology annotation, biological process: 'de novo' IMP biosynthetic process.
AUGGCUAUUAUUCGUUUUUAUACAACUGAGGCCUGUGAUGAGGUCCAUCGCCAAAAGCUGUUGAAACUAUUGAAGGCGAACUUUUCCAACAUCAAUUCCGUGCAGGUGGAAAAAUGUUAUCAUGUAGAAACUGUCAAACCCCUUGAGGAAAAAUCGAUCACCUUAUUAAAAUGGUUGUUGAAACAUCCACAGGGUGAAGAAAAAAGUCUGUGUGAAGCGACACAACUGCCCAAGGAGACUAAAGAAUCUCUGCUAAUCGAAAUUGGUCCACGUUUUAAUUUUUCAACACCAUUUUCAACGAACUGUGUUAAUAUUUGUCAAAAUGUCGGUCUAGAAAAUGUAAUACGCCUUGAAGCCUCCGAUCGUUAUUUAAUCGGCUUUGCCGGCAAUCAACCAAAUGUUGAUAAAUUAGUAGAUCUGCUUAGUGAUCGUAUGACCGAAUGCCGUUAUACAAAAGACAAUUUGCCUGUGAAUAGUUUCAACGAACAACUGCCACAAUCUCAAGAAUCAUGGUAUAAGGUACCCGUGAUGGAAAAGGGACGCAAAGCUUUGGAAGAAGUUAAUGCCAAGCUGGGAUUGGCCUUCGGUGAUUGGGAUUUGGAUUAUUAUACAAAUCUUUUUAAAAAUAUCCUAAAGAGAGAUCCCACCACUGUGGAGUUGUUUGAUUGUGCCCAAAGUAAUAGUGAACAUUCGCGUCAUUGGUUCUUCCGUGGUAAAAUGAUUGUUGAUGGUGUGGAACAGCCGCAGUCGUUGAUACGCAUGAUCAUGGAUACCCAGAAUAAUUCGAAUCCAAAUAACACCAUAAAGUUCAGUGAUAACAGCAGUGCCAUACGUGGUUUUAAACAUGUUACCAUACGUCCACAGUGUUUUGAUGGUCCGGGACCAAUGUCUUUGGUAACGGUGGACAAUGAUUUGAUUUUCACAGCCGAGACGCAUAAUAUGCCAACGGCUGUGGCUCCUUUCAGUGGUGCCACCACUGGAACUGGUGGGCGAUUGAGAGACGUCCAAGGUGUGGGUCGUGGUGGCAUACCCAUUGCCGGUACGGCUGGCUAUUGUGUUGGCUGUUUGAAUAUUCCUGGAUAUCCUCAACCCUAUGAAAAUGCCUCCUAUGAAUAUCCAGCCUCGUUUGCCAAACCCUUAAAAGUCCUAAUCGAGGCAAGUAAUGGUGCCUCGGAUUAUGGCAAUAAAUUUGGUGAACCUGUCAUUACGGGUUUUGUAAAUUCCUAUGGCCUCACCAAUGCCCAAGGAGAACGUGAUGAAUAUGUAAAACCGAUUAUGUUUAGUGGCGGCAUGGGUACCAUGGAAUCAUCAAUGCGUCAGAAAUUUGAUCCGAAGAAGGGCAUGCUCUUGGCCAAAAUUGGCGGCCCUGUUUAUCGCAUUGGUGUGGGUGGUGGCGCAGCCAGUUCCGUUGAAGUCCAAGGUUCCAAUGACUCUUCAUUGGAUUUCAAUGCCGUCCAACGAGGAGAUGCUGAAAUGGAAAAUAAAUUAAAUCGUGUCGUAAGGGCCUGUAUUGAAAUGGGUGAUAAGAAUCCCAUUAUUGCAAUUCAUGAUCAGGGUGCUGGCGGUAAUGGCAAUGUAUUGAAAGAAUUGGUUGAACCUGGCUUUGCUGGUGCUGUAAUUUUCUCCAAGGAAUUCCAGCUAGGCGAUCCCACCAUCAAUGCCCUGGAAUUGUGGGGUGCUGAGUACCAAGAAAACGAUGCCAUUUUGUGUAAAUUUGAAGAUCGUCCUCUCUUGGAGAGUAUUUGCCGUAGAGAACGUUGCCAAAUCAGUUUUGUUGGUAUUGUCACCGGUGAUGGCCGUGUUACUCUCAUUGAAAGUGAUGCUGAUUUUGAAAAGGUCCUCAUCGAUGGCUUUGAUCGCUCUCAACUGGGUCCCAUACCAUUCGAUUUGGAGCUGAAACAUGUCCUUGGCGAUAUGCCCAAACGGGAAUAUCAAUUGCAAAGGCUGAGCAAUUCGUUGACACCUCUGCAUUUCGAUAAGAAUUUCGAUUUCGGCAAAAGUUUAGAAUUGGUGUUGAGUUUGGUGUCGGUGGGCAGUAAACGUUACUUGACCAACAAGGUGGAUCGUUGUGUUACAGGCUUGAUUGCUCAGCAGCAAUGUGUGGGCCCCUUGCAUACCCCCUUGGCUGAUUUUGGUUUGGUGACGGUGUCACAUUUCAGCAAAGAAGGUAUUGCCACUUCGUUGGGUACCCAACCCAUUAAGGGUUUGCUGGAUGCUGGAGCAAUGGCCCGUAUGAGUGUGGCUGAGGCCCUUUCAAAUUUGGUGUUUGUAAAGAUCACAGAAUUGGGUGAUGUAAAAUGUUCCGGCAAUUGGAUGUGGGCUGCCAAACUGCCUGGUGAGGGAGCUCGCAUGUUUGAUGCCUGUCAGGAGAUGUGCAACAUUAUGAAGGAGCUACGAAUUGCCGUUGAUGGUGGUAAAGAUUCUUUGUCCAUGGCAGCAAAGGUGGGUGCGCAAACUGUAAAAUCACCUGGCACCUUGGUUAUUUCAACCUACGCCCCCUGUCCUGAUGUUAGUGUAAAGGUAACCCCCGACAUUAAAGGUCCCGCCGAGAGAAAGGAAACUGUUUUGUUGUGGAUCAACAUUGAGAAUAAAUUCCGAUUGGGUGGUAGUGCCUUGGCUCAGGCAUAUGGCCAACAGGGUAAUGAGUGCCCGAAUUUGUUGAAUUCUCCGGUUUUGGUAAAUGCAUUUAACUUGACCCAACAGUUAUUGGCUGAGGGAAAAUUAUUGGCUGGCCAUGACAUCAGUGAGGGAGGUUUGUUUGUGUGUGUUUUGGAAAUGGCCUUUGCCGGUUUGUCAGGACUGGAAUUGGAUCUCACAAAUGCCCUGGCACAAAUACCAUUGGAAAAUGUUGAUGCGGCAGCAAGAACUCUACCCGAAUUGGCUGUCCUGUAUGCCGAAGAAUGUGGUUGGGUGCUGGAAGUUGAAGGCAAACAUGCCGCGGAGAUUCAACGCAAAUUCAGUGAUCUUGGUGUGCCAAAUCAUUUGAUUGGUCAACCAAAGGGCUAUGGUUUGGAUAAGUCCAUUAAAAUUACAGCCAAGGGAAAGACAGUAAUUAAAAACACUGUGAAGACCCUCUACCAACAAUGGGAACGUAUCAGUUUUGAAUUGGAAAAAUUGCAGGCAAAUGCCGAUUGUGCCAUUGAAGAAUUUAAUACCUUGGAAUAUCGUACAGGACCUAAGUAUCAAUGUUCGGUUGAUUUGAGUUCGGAAUUGAUUUUGAAGCGGGCCGCCAAGACGGUCACAGUGGCUGUGCUACGUGAAGAGGGUGUGAACAGUGAUCGUGAAAUGAUUGCCUCCCUGAUGAAGGCCAAUUUUGAUGUGCACGAUGUUACCAUGUCGGAUUUGUUGAGUGGCAAAACUUCUUUGGAUCGUUAUCGUGGUGUGGUAUUCCCCGGAGGUUUCAGUUACGCCGAUACCUUGGGUUCCGCCAAGGGUUGGGCUGCCAAUAUUAUGUUCAGUGACCUCUUGGCCCCACAAUUUUCGGCAUUUAAAAAACGCCCCGAAACCUUCUCCUUGGGUAUUUGCAAUGGCUGCCAGUUGAUGAGUUUAAUUGGCUGGGUGGGAUCUUCAAAUGAUGCCCAGGGUCAAGAGGUGAUUUCCAAACCCGAUGUUGCUUUGUUGCACAACAAAUCCGAACGUUUUGAAUGCCGCUGGUCAAGUGUAUGCAUUGGCGACAGUAAGGCCAUGAUGUUGAGUAAACUGAAGGGUUCCGUAUUGGGUUGCUGGGUGGCCCAUGGUGAGGGACGUUUCUCAUUCCGUGACCGCAAGGUGUUGGAUAAUCUGAAACAGCAAAAAUGUGUGGCAAUGCAUUAUGUCGAUGAUGAUAAUAAACCCACCGAAAUUUAUCCCAUGAAUCCCAAUGGUAGUACAGAAGGCAUAGCUGGUCUGUGCUCGGCAGAUGGUCGUCAUUUGGCUUUGAUGCCUCAUCCGGAACGUUGUCAUGCCAUGUAUCAAUGGCCAUAUGUUACGCCAGGAUUUAAUGUUAAAUCUCAAGCCAGUCCAUGGCAGGUUAUGUUUAACACCGCCUAUGAAUGGUGUACCAGCAGUUAA